CCCCCACCGGCUCCGCCAAUGCAUAUAGGUAUUUUGGAUGAGCAGGAGGAGUUAUUUGUGUGUGUGUGUGGGGGGAGGGGGGGGGGGUAGGUGGCUCAUGCGAUCGGAAAUGAAUUGACUCCCUCACCUCAUGCCCCCCCCCCCCUAGAUGGGGUCCGGACCGCUCAGCCUCGCGCGUCUCCUGCUCGCGUUGGUGCUGAUUUCACUCCCGCUGCUGUGGCUGCUGCUGCACCGCCUAGGCAACUUCCCCGGAGGCGCCUCUCGUCGUCUCCACCACGGCCACGCCAACGGCGACAUCGUCGAGAGCUACGACGACGUCGCCGCUGGACGUCCAAAUGCGAGUCCACCUCCCGGCACGACUCGUCCCGCGCGCACGCACACGCUCAUCCUCACCACGUUCCGCUCAGGUUCCUCCUUCCUGGGACAGAUAUUCAACCACCACCCGGACGUGUUCUACCUGCCCGAGCCCGCGUGGCACGUGUGGGACGCGCGGCCCCUCGGCACGGCCGCGGGAAUGCUCGAGAGGCAGGCGGAGGUCGCCUCCCUGCUCGGGUCACUCCUCCAGUGCCGCGCGGCGGCCCUCGCGCCGUACCUGAAGCUCCCCGUCAAUCGUCCGCAGCCGCUUCCUCGCCAACAGCGUCGGCGUCACGGCGAUGCUGUUGACGGGGAUAAGGGGGAGGAUGGUGAGCAGGCGAUGAGGUCUGCCAUGCUGUCGCAGCUCUUCCAGUUCUCGGAGAGCCGCGCGCUCUGCGCCCCUCCCGCCUGCAACGCGAGCGCGCGGCCGACGGGACGCGGGACGCGGAGAACGGGCACGGCCUCGGCCACGGCCGGGGGCGAACGAGGCGCACCCCAGGGCAGCGACUGCCUCCGCGCGUGCGGCGGAGAGAGGCUGGAGCGGGGCGUGCGGGAGUCAUGCCUGGCGCGCCACCACGCCGUCAUCAAGGAGACGCGGCUGAUGGAGCUCGCGGCGCUGCGCGCUCUUCUCGAGGAGCCGGCGCUGCGCCUCCGCGUCGUGCACCUCGUGAGGGACCCCAGGGCCGUGCACCUGUCCAGGGGGCGCGCCUUCCACGACCUCGGGGACGACCUGAGCACGCUGAAGAUCAUCUGCGACGCCAACCACAACAUCAGCCGGAGCAUGCGAGGCCUCGGAGAUAUAUUUGCUGCUGGUGCCGGGGGUGGUGGUUAUGCCGGUGAUGGUGGUGGUUCAAGUGACCGCGGUGGUGACGGUGGUGCAGAUCCUGGUGGUGGUGGUGGUGGUUACAAUGAUGUUGGAGGUGGCUCUUUGGAUGACGUAGCGUCGACGCUGUUGCGCGACCGCUACGCCCUGGUUCGAUACGAGGACCUGGUGCAGGAGCCCGUGGUCGCCCUGCGCCGCCUCUUCAGCUUCGCCGGCAUCAGCGCCGAUCCGCAGCUCCUCUCGUUGGCUCUGAACAUGACGCGCGGCGCCGCAGCGGACGGGCCCGCAUUCUCCGUGCGCCCUCGGGACGCGCUCCGCGUGGCCUCCAAGUGGAGGCAGGAAAUGUCCUUCGAGAGCGUGUCCAGGGUGCAGGAGGCCUGCUCCUCCAUGAUGACGAGCUACGGCUACAGGGCGAUGGCGUCGGAGAGAGAGACGAGGGAGCUCAAGGUGCCCUCCACCUCACCGCUCGGCGAGGGUCGCGGCUGACCCCACUGCGGGUGAGGACCCUGUCGAGUUAUUGAUGAUUCGGAAAACCCGACCACCGCAUUGAACCGCGGGUCCUCUACUCGACGUGCCCCCCAUCUCGUCGCACGUGUGUCAUCGAAAGCCAAGCAGGGAUUUCUGAGCCUGGUUUUUGCACUUGGACUGCUUGGGUAUGACAUGCGGACGUUAUAUGAUCGGUGGUCUGGAUUGCAAGCGCGGUGCGACAAAGCGUUGUGACAGCGAUGGAUGCGCUCGCUCCUCACCACGGCCUCCUCUGUUUUUACCGCUCCUCCCCGUUCACACGAUGCGAUUUUACACGCUCGCUGCACGCACCUCGUCAUCGCUAAGCAGUGACCCACACGCGACACACAUCGAGAGCGGAGUUUUGCUACACAUCACGAUAUAUAUAUAGACACCUCGGUCUGUGUGCGCGCACGCGUGGGUCGCGUGCGAGCGCGUACGAAGGCUGGAACGGCACCACGCGAGGGGGUGGUGUGACCAGCAACACGCCCGGCCGCCUUUGUCUCCCCAGUGGUGAUGUUUACACACCGCGCCCUAGGCACUAACUUAAUGCCCAGGGACCGGUUCAGAAUAUUCGCCACUCUUGUUGGUCGUAAAUGUAAAUUCAAAGUAGCUCACGAACAGCACUUGCCCCCACGGCAUGUUCAAGGCUACACGGCGGAUCUUUUAUCUUUAUUUCGUCCCAAGCGCUGCAGAAAGCGCCAGAUAAGAUCGUCGUAUCGCGUAGUUGUGUACGUUUAUGACAGCACUUGACCCAACGUGACGUGGACAGGCGGACUCCAAAGAUCCUUGGUCUCUUGCUCACGUGGGACACGUGUUUAGCAAUCAUCAGGCGCGUGCCGCAUGCAAACCGCUUGAUCCGUGUUGCGAUGGGAGGCGGACUGGUGGACGUGGCAGGGUGGUGCACCAUGGCUGGCUCGGCUCUCCAGCAAUCCCCGGUGGAUGUAUUAUUAUUAUUAUUGACGUAUUUUAGAUGUAUUUGCCAACCUUUGAAACGUUCCUCGAAAGUUACUCAAUUGGCCAGCCAGGUAGCGAAGUCGCCCCCUGCCGUCUGACCAAUGCCCACCUGCAGACGAGCGCCGCUACAGUCCACGUCUGUGCCGCACAGGGUCAGCUGCCACUGGGUUGGUGGACGGGGGGCGGGGGGGAUGGUGUCAGCUGCCAUCGGGCGCCACUAAAAAUCUCGCGCGCGAGAGGUGCGUUUAAAAUAUGAAGUAAUGAUGAUGAUGGUGGUGGUGGUAAUGAGUUACAAUGAGGUGGAUUUGCAAGACUAAAUGUCACACUAGACACGUCUUACCGAUGAGCGUGUGUGACGAACGUGAUCUUCGUAUGGUCAAUUGUUGUAAUUAUAUGGGACCUUGGAGUUUCCGACCGGGGUGUUGGAUCUUCCCCUCUGCCUGGUUUGGGUGGUGCCCAAAUGGGGCCCCCAAUUUCCUCACCACCACCACCCCCUCUCCCCCAUCACCGUAGCCCGGCGCCUGGGCUCCUCGGUCCCGUGUGCCCCGGGUGCAGUUGCACCGCCUGCGCACUCCGAGAGCUGGUCCGCUAUGACCGCUGGGGGUUGUUUUGUACUUAAGAGCACGUUUCACCUCAAUCGCUUGCUCCGCCACCUGUAAUAUUAAUUCAUCAUCAUGUCAAUAACUGUUUAUAAUUCAACGCAUUAUUUGGUGAUUCUGCUGCGAUGCCUGCGGCGCGCAAGCACAGAUCACAAAAUAAACUCAACACAUUCGUCAGUAACGCUGUAGCCAAAGAAGGACAAUAUUUAUUGUACUAGCUUAAACUAGCCGGCUUCGCCCGGGACUAGGAUUCACCACGCCCGGCCGCCUUUGUCCCCCCAGUGGCGAUGUUCA
Petromyzon marinus (sea lamprey) is the source of this 3531-nucleotide messenger RNA. RefSeq names its product carbohydrate sulfotransferase 6-like. The record is from RefSeq and is a predicted model, not a curated record. NCBI's taxonomy places the organism in Eukaryota, Metazoa, Chordata, Hyperoartia, Petromyzontiformes, Petromyzontidae. Gene Ontology annotation, biological process: sulfur compound metabolic process; N-acetylglucosamine metabolic process. Gene Ontology annotation, molecular function: N-acetylglucosamine 6-O-sulfotransferase activity.